Cajanus cajan (pigeon pea) is the source of this 786-nucleotide messenger RNA. RefSeq names its product MD-2-related lipid recognition domain-containing protein. Gene Ontology annotation, molecular function: sterol binding. Gene Ontology annotation, biological process: intracellular sterol transport. NCBI's taxonomy places the organism in Eukaryota, Viridiplantae, Streptophyta, Magnoliopsida, Fabales, Fabaceae. The record is from RefSeq and is a predicted model, not a curated record.
GCAACCUGUUGUGUGUCUCUUCCCGCACUCUCUUUCUUCCCAAAUUCCUCACUCUGCAUUUUCUUCACCCUUUUGCAAUAAUCAUGGAGUUUCACUCUCUUCCCAAAUUCCACCUUCUUCUCUUCUCUUCCAUUCUCUUCCUUUCAGCUUUCCACGCUCAGGCUAAAAUCAAAGUCAACUACUGCGAUAAGAAGGUGAACUAUGCUGUGAAGGUGUCUGGAGUUGAAAUAUCACCAAACCCUGUGGUCAGUGGCGAGCCGGCUACCUUUAAGAUCUCAGCUACUUCUGGUCAAGCUAUUUAUGGUGGAGAGGUGGUAAUUGGAGUUUCAUACGUUGGGGUGCCUGUUCAUACUGAAAGAAUUGAUCUUUGUAAAGAAGUAGCCUGUCCUGUUUCUAAUGGCAAUUUCCUGAUUUCUCACACCCAAACAUUGCCUUCAAUUACUCCACCGGGACCCUACUCUCUGAAGAUGACACUGAAGAAUGAUCGUGACGAGGUUUUAACUUGCAUCAAGUUUAAUUUUAAAAUCGUUCUUGGAUCUUUUGUGUCUGAUGUGUGAAGGGUGUAAUUUUCAUGACUGAUCUGGGAAACUUGUUUGCCUUGCUUUCAAAGUGUUUUAUUGUAAUGUGUACUGUAUACACCAUUCAUCUUUCAAGAUUCAUAUCAUGUAAGGCCAAUAUUCUCUAAUGUCACAGUCAUGUCCAUGUCCAUGACAUGAUGAGAGAGAUGCUGUUAUAUAAGGCUCAUGACUGAUUCUUUCUAUGAACUUAGGAGUAUGACUUGCAUAA